AUGGUAAGCAAAGUUCAAAAACUUAUCCUCGGUUUAUUAUGUCUGCUACUCUUCCUGGAGCCAUCUUCCCAGCAAGACACAUUAGUGCAAGGACAUGAAAUCACUGAAUUAGUUUCAGGUCAAGGAAACUUUAGAUUGGGAUUCUUCCCCCUUGUACGUAACAAUUACUAUUUAGGCAUAUGGUACAAUGACAACCGUGCACCCCUACAUGAGAAUGUGGUGUGGAUUGCCAAUCGAGACACUCCAAUCUUUAACAAUUCUGGAAGUCUUACUAUUGACGGUUACGGGAAUUUGAAAAUUUCAUACAAUGGGGGGCUUUCUAUUGUGUUAUAUUCUGGACAAGCAAGUAAUGAUACUGCUGCUGCUCUACUUGAAAAUGGUAAUUUUGUACUGCGUGAACAGAGUACAGGGCGACAAUUGUGGCAAAGCUUUGAUUAUCCUACUGACAUACUUCUGCCAGGAAUGAAACUUGGAGUUAAUCGUAAAACAGGACAUAUUUGGUCUCUAAGAUCAUGGAGCGGCUCUAUGGUACCUAAGGUAGGGGACUUCACCUUUGGCAUGGAUCCUAAACAUACAGAUCGAUUAGUCAUCUUAUGGCAUGGGAACAACUAUUGGACUAGUCAGGCUUUGAACAACAGCCAUUUCAACUUACCAAAUUGGCUCUCCAAUUUUGACUAUGUAUCGAAUGAGAAUGAAACAUACUUCACUUACUCUAUGGGAAAAGACAUCACAACAUCCCAACGGUUAACUAUAGAUUACUUGGGAAACCUUAAUGGUUCCAGCGGAACUCUAGUCCGCUGUGAUCCUUAUUACGGAACUGAAGGAUGUGCGGAGCAAAAGCUUCCUCAGUGCAGGAUUAUUGUUCAAUAUAAUACUUAUUCCGAUGGGUUCUUGUACAAAAGUAGACAUGGAUUCAAGUUUAAUGAAAGUGACAUCCUGUCCGUUAGGGAUUGUGAGGCCAAGUGCUUGAACAAUUGUUCUUGUCUUGCUUACGCAUCUACAAAUGAGGAUGAAGAUGCUGGCUGUGAAAUUUGGGGCUCAGACUCGUCUUUUUCAGUUCAUCCUACUGGUGCACGGAGAGUAUACAUGCUUCUUCGAAAGAGACAAAAGAAACAAAAUAUGCUAAUACAAGAACUUGGAGGUAAUGCAAGACCUACCACUGUAUUUGAAAAGGUACAUAAACAAAAUAAAGAUGGGCAAGCAAAUCAUGAGUUGCAAAUCUUCAGCUUUGAAAGCAUUCCUGUUGCUACAAGUAAUUUCUCAAGUGAAAAUAAGUUAGGAGAGGGUGGUUUUGGACUAGUUUAUAAGGGUAAAUUAUCUAAUGGGCAAGAAAUAGCAAUAAAGAGACUUUCAAGAAAUUCUGGACAGGGAUUGGUAGAGUUCAAGAAUGAAGCUGUUCUCAUUGCCAAACUCCAACACACUAAUCUCGUAAGGCUUUUUGGGUUUUGUGUUCAAGAAGAAGAAAAAAUAUUAAUCUAUGAGUAUAUGCCCAACAAAAGCUUAGACUUCUUUCUCUUUGAUAGGUCUAAAAAGUAUUUAUUAAAUUGGAAAAAACGCUUCAACAUCAUUGAAGGCAUUGCUCAAGGACUUGUUUAUCUCCACAAAUAUUCAAGACUAAGAGUAAUUCAUCGAGACUUAAAAGCAAGCAACAUUUUGCUUGAUGAGGAGUUGAAUCCAAAAAUAUCUGAUUUUGGUAUGGCUAGAAUAUUUGGGUUGAAAGGAUCAGAGGAAAACACAAAUAGAGUUGUCGGAACGUACGGUUAUAUGUCCCCGGAGUAUGCAAUGAAUGGCGUCAUUUCAAUCAAAACUGAUGUAUUCAGCUUUGGAGUCCUAUUAUUAGAAAUUGUGUGUGGCAAGAAAAAUAAUAGUCGCUAUCAAUCUCAUGAUCUACUCAACCUUAUAGGAUAUGCAUGGCAAUUAUGGAAUGAAGGUAAGGGUCUAGAGCUAAUAGACCUUGCAAUACUAGAUGAAUCAUGUCCUAUAUCUGAAGUAUUGAGAUGUAUCCAUGUCAGUCUCUUAUGUGUACAAGACCAAGCAACAGAUAGACCUACCAUGCUAGAUGUUGUUUCUAUGCUUUCAAAUGAAACCCUUCAACUCUCUCCUCCAAAACAACCUGCAUUUUUUAUCAACACAGUUGUAGGAGAGCUAAGGGAUUCUAUAAUUGAGUCAGAAAAUUGCUCCUUAAAUAAUGUCACAAUUUCAGUGAUGGAAGCGAGAUAA
This is a messenger RNA of Quercus lobata, 2220 nucleotides long. RefSeq names its product G-type lectin S-receptor-like serine/threonine-protein kinase CES101. Gene Ontology annotation, cellular component: plasma membrane. Gene Ontology annotation, molecular function: protein serine/threonine kinase activity; ATP binding. The coding region runs from base 1 to 2220 and encodes 739 amino acids. Gene Ontology annotation, biological process: protein phosphorylation. The transcript has 6 exons. NCBI's taxonomy places the organism in Eukaryota, Viridiplantae, Streptophyta, Magnoliopsida, Fagales, Fagaceae. The record is from RefSeq and is a predicted model, not a curated record.